AUGGAGCAAAUGCUGGAAAAUUUCUUCAGCGAAAAUUUCGAAGACGUGUUUAGUUCUGAAACGUCGCCGUCAGUAAACUCGAUUGAGAGUCCGGAAUUCUUGGCCUCCACUCCGCUUUAUGAGGGAGUAGGUGUAGAUUUAUUCUCCAAAUACAUGGUGGAACUCGACGGCCCCAAAGACCCGUUCAAUCUGAUGUCAUCUGAACAAAUUUUUGUUUCUUCAAAGGCCGAAAUAAUAAUUCCAGCGUCUGAUCAACAAGAAAGUUACGCAACGCGCGAAAUAAUAAUCCCGGCUUCCGUUCAACAAGAAUAUCAACCUGAACAACAACUAAUAUUCAUGGAGCCCGAAAAUCGAGAUCAAAAACAGCUGGAACACGGGCGGCAAAAAAAACGUAAAGCUUCUGCUGAUAUAGUCAAUUCAAACGACCGUUUCGAAGCGGAAGAUGACGAAAGAAAAUUAAACAAACGUGCAAGACAAUUGGAAAAUAAUCGUGCAGCUGCCAAAAAAUCACGUCAAAAGAAGAAAAGCGCGUUAGAAAAACUCAAUUCACGAUGUGAAGAGCUCCAGAUAUUAAAUGAUUUACACAGACAAAACUUGGAAGAAGUUUACAAAGAAUUCUUUAAUCUCCGAAGUCAAAUUAUGUGUCCGUGUGGCGCCAGGGAUUUCCUAAAUAAAUUUAAUAAUAAACCGGGAAACAGUUUGUUUCUACCCAUUUCAAAAAACCCAUUCAUCCCACACGAGACCACGACUCACACUUAUACAACACAAGCUCACCAUACAAAUGCAUUCUCUACGAUAUCCACUGGUUCUUCCACUUACGAACCGACAACAAACUCUUUAUGUAUGGAUGCUAAUACUCAAAAAAAGCCUCGUGGUAGAAAAAGAAAUAUUUCAGUUGACUCAUCAAUAGGCCGAACAGAAUCAGCAGCAGUUGAAGAUCCACCCCUACUUCAAAUAAAUAAUAAUGUCAUUACACCUAAUGAUCCGAAAUCCAAUGAUGCUAUAAAUCGAAUACCAGAUUUCGAUAAUAACCAGUUUAGCUCUGCCCCGAUCACUUAUACUGGUAUCGAUAACAAUACUAUUAUCUCUGGAUCCACCGCUCCUCCUAAUAAUAUAAAUAUGUCAAGCCCAUCCGUGGUUGAUAUUGCAACAGUCAACACUACUUCAAGAGAAAAUGAACAAUCGAUAUGCUGCUCAAAUAAUCAUCACAUAUCAUCAGCAAUACCCAGGAAUACUUCAUAUGCUGCCGAUGUCUGCUCUCUUCCUCAUCAAACAACAACAGAUAUUCCAUCUUCAACAAUUAACAAUAAUGAAUCUACAGCUCGAUUAUCAGCAGAAAAUUUGGGAGACUUCAGGAACUUGGAAUCAUCUUCGAAUUAUGCUUUAUAUGCAGCACAAGUAUCAUCACCUUCCUCC
Messenger RNA from Ambispora gerdemannii, 1416 nucleotides. The record is from the annotation of a GenBank genome assembly. Lineage: Eukaryota; Fungi; Glomeromycota; Glomeromycetes; Archaeosporales; Ambisporaceae.